AUGAUGAGAGAUUUCAUGGCCAGAACUGAUAAUUACAUGGCAAAGACUGAUAAUUUUAUGGCAAGGAAUGACACAAACAUUCAAGGUCUAUCAUCUACUGUGAGAAACUUGGAGAAUCAAAUGGGGCAAUUUUCCAAUGAGCUGAGAAAUAGGCCACAAGGCACCUUUCCUAGUGAUACCAAAAAUCCAAGGAGAGAUGGUAAGGAACAUUGUAAAGCCAUCACUUUGAGAAGUGGAAAAGAGUUGGAGAACCCUAAAGAAAACUCUGGGCAUGAGGGAGAGCCCUCUUCAAUCAAAAAUUGUGAAAAAGUCCAAGAAAAUGGGGAGAAGUCUAGUGAGCCCAAGCAUAUCUCUGCCCAGGAUGUUGUAGAAAUGCCGCAGCACAGGAGCUCAGUAAGUACAAAAUUCCAGCAACAACCACGAAGGUUUGAAAAGAAAAAGCAAGAUGCUCAAUUCAAGAAAUUCUUAGAUGUAUUGAAGCAGCUGCACAUCAAUAUUCUGCUUGUGGAAGCCCUUGAACAAAUGCCCAACUAUGUGAAAUUCAUGAAAGAUAUCCUUACCAAGAAGCAAAGGUUGGGGGAGUUUGAAACUGUAGCUCUUACCAAGGAGUGUAGCUCAUUUUUGCAGAAUAAAUUGCCUCCUAAAAUGAAGAACCCAGGGAGUUUUACCAUUCCAUGUACUAUUGAAAAUUCUUAUUGUGGGUUGGCUCUAUGUAACUUGGGGGCUAACAUCAAUCUGAUGCCAAUGUCUGUUUUCAAGAAAUUGGGAAUUGGAAAAGUCAAGAUUACUAUAGUUACUCUUUAA
Molecule: messenger RNA, 804 nt
Organism: Humulus lupulus (European hop)
Lineage: Eukaryota; Viridiplantae; Streptophyta; Magnoliopsida; Rosales; Cannabaceae
Exons: 1
Coding region: 1-804 (267 amino acids)
Source: RefSeq, a predicted model, not a curated record